Messenger RNA from Drosophila virilis, 3068 nucleotides. It is a transcript of the gene gl, whose product is annotated as glass. The record is from RefSeq and is a predicted model, not a curated record. Gene Ontology annotation, biological process: regulation of transcription by RNA polymerase II. Gene Ontology annotation, cellular component: nucleus. Gene Ontology annotation, molecular function: RNA polymerase II cis-regulatory region sequence-specific DNA binding; DNA-binding transcription factor activity. NCBI's taxonomy places the organism in Eukaryota, Metazoa, Arthropoda, Insecta, Diptera, Drosophilidae.
AAUUAGUUGCAGUCUUAUGCUCGUCGCCGAUAGUCGAUAAUUGCCCGCCCGCCCCCGCGUUUUAGCUGAGUGUGUAAAGUUAAAACAACAAUUCCCAAAUACAAAAGGAAAAUCCAACAUUCGUGAGCCUAGCGACCGACGUCGAUUGAAGUUAUUUACCGAAAUUCAUAAAGUUGUGAUAUAUAUAUAUAUUUGAUAUUAAUUAUAGUAAGCAUCUAAUAUAUAUACAGUGCUGUGAAUUGGCCAUGCGAGCUAUAUAUUUAACAACAAGCUGGAAAUGGCAAUUGAUGCAGCAAAAUGAAACGUAGAAAAACGAGAAAUAAAACGCCAAGACCAGCUGGAGUCAUGUCAUGGGAUUGUUAUAUAAAGGUUCCAAACUCUUGAACAUAAUUCUGGAUUCCCUGGAAGAUCAAGAGGGUGGAGCUAUGUACAUAUCGUGCGAUGUCUCAAACGGAGGUCCUGUGGAACCAGAAACGGGCUACGUGCCCAACAAUCCAUUAUUCGGCCUGGCACUGGACAGUCCGCAGCAAGAGUGCGCUGCAUCCUGCGUUGGCUGUUUAUCCUGCCAAGGCAACACCGCCCUGCCCAUCUCCUCCCUGACCAGCAGCGACUUUGACUGCGGCGGCUGUUUCGAUCCAACGAUUGGCGUACUGGGCAGUCAGAUAAAUACAACACCGCCGGCUAGCAAUCUAUCAGCGUCUGGGAGCGGCGUCGGCAAUCACAACAACGGCGCCGCGCUUGCUGGCAACGGCAACAGCUACUGGAGCACCGACGAGAUGGCCUCCACAUUUCCCGGCCUACCGCCGCUGGAUAUUGAUCCGCUGCCCAGCCUAUUCCCGUUCUCGCCCUGUGGUGCGUCCUAUAAUUUCGCAAGCAACCCGCAUCAGGCGUCACUCUCCUACACCGUGCAUCCGCAUCAGAUGCUGAUCUCACCGAACGGCAGUCAGCAGCAGCAAUCGCAGUCAUCUACACAUCCUCACCAGCUACAGUCCCAGCACAUGCAGCAGGCACUGACCCAGGCAUCGCACGGUGGUAACGCGCUCCACAACCACAACAGCAGCGGUGGCAAUGGUCCUGGUGGUGGCGGUGGAUCUGGUUCAGGCAGCGCCUGCUACUACGAGGCCGCCACCAAUGCGCCCGCACCGCCCAUGUAUCCCAGUAUGAGUGUCAAUGUGAGCAUGAACAUGACCAUGCAUCACGGCUAUGGAGCCGACGGCGGCCCAGUGCCCAUGCAGUGCUCCCAAAUGAACUGGACGCCACCGAGCAACUCCUCGGCGGCUGUCAAUGUGCUCUAUCCGCCGCUAUUGAGUCCUACGCACUAUCCAGCCUCGGCCACCUAUUCCUUUACAGCUGACUUUCGGGCUCCGCCGCCGACAGCUUUAGGCGCACUUCCCUCGCUGGCCGACAAGGAGUCGCCAUCGCCGCCCGCCUCUAGUACAGCAGCUGCCUUGGGCUACUAUGCGACAGGAGGUGUUGGCCAGGGCUAUACGCCGCCACAUAAGAGUCCCAGCUAUCAGGCAGCCGCCCUCAGUCUGGGUCUGGCUGCCUUUGAGGAUGAGGAGGAGAGCAUCGAGGAUGGAGAUGCCGAUGCCGAUGGUGAGGGCAGCGCCGGUGGCGAUAUGAAGCCGAAUUUGUGCCGCCUGUGCGGUAAGACAUAUGCGCGGCCCAGCACACUGAAGACGCACUUACGCACCCAUUCCGGGGAGCGGCCGUAUCGCUGUCCGGACUGCAACAAGAGCUUCUCACAGGCCGCCAAUUUGACGGCCCACGUACGCACACAUACGGGGCAGAAGCCGUUCCGCUGUCCCAUUUGUGAUAGACGUUUCUCGCAAAGUUCCAGCGUCACCACGCACAUGCGAACCCAUUCUGGAGAGCGGCCCUAUCGCUGCUCAUCCUGCAAGAAGUCCUUCUCGGACAGCUCCACGCUGACCAAACAUCUGCGCAUCCACAGCGGCGAGAAGCCCUACCAAUGCAAAUUGUGCUUGCUCAGAUUCUCGCAAUCGGGCAACCUGAAUCGGCACAUGCGCGUUCAUGGCAACAACGCGAAUGGAAGCGGCGCUGGCGGUGGCAGCGGCAACGGCAGCGGCAAUGGCAGCGGCAGCGGUGCUAACGGCUCUGCCGGGGCUGGAAGCGGUCUUAUUACAUGACAAAAGCCGCGCAGUGCAGGCGGUUUUCAGCAUUAUCAUCCCCCGCACACGCACCCGCACACGCACCCGCACACGCACCCACACACGCAUCCACAUGCGCAUCCACAUACGCACCCACACCACAUGCAUCACCACGCCCACGCUCAUAUGGCCAACUAUGACUACGGGAAUUACAGCAUCAGCGACUAUACUCCACCCGGCGCUACACAAAACUAUUCAGGGUAUUAUUUUUGCGCACUCAACAAGCCACCCAAAUUCGAGCGUUUCUAUUAGAGCCCGCAGAACUUGAAGUGGUCUCUAAAAAAACAGAUUAGAGCACUUCCUGGAGAGAAUACUGUUCCAGAAAGCAUUCAAAAGAAGAUAAAUGUAUUAGUUUCGGGACUGCAAAACCAAAAAACGAUCGUCCUUGAUUUAAUUGACAGUUUGACCAGCUUUCUGCUUUGAGUUUUGUCUCGUGAAUCUGGUUGGCCUGGUCUUAGUUCAGAUAUAUUUGUCACAUAUUUUCUAAAUAUUUCUGAAAUAAUUUAAUUCUUAAUCUUUAAUAGUUCUUUGAUAAAAAAUGGAUUCGUUAACGCCCUAUUCAAACAAAUAUUGUUAGAUAAAUGCAAUGGUUGACCCAAAUUAUCUAUGCCUUGAGGCUCGCUUUCCCUCAAGAAUUCUUUUUUAUUUUGAUAAGAACCAAAUCAUUUUUUUAAAUAACAUGUAAAAAUCGGCUCUUCUUAUGACCAGUUGUUUUGCUUUAAGAUUCGAUCCGGGUUCGGAAACGGUUUUGCAGCCUCGAUAAGCUUUACAUAUUAUCGCAGCUCUAGUUAAUAUUAUUAAUUGACUUCAGCUCUCUAAAAGCCCCAUUGAAAUGCAAUUGUAAAUGCUCAAAGUUUAAUUGAAAUCGACAAACACGAAGGAAACAAAAAAAAAAAAAAA